AUGCGUCGAUUUCGCGCCUUUAGUUCCUCCACCCGCUUCUUCUCCGCAGACCCGCCCGCCAGCACCGUGGCGGCAUUAUUCCUCUCCAAAUUCCAGUCUUCCGGCCCUCAAUCCCGAACACAAUCUCUCGACGCAAACCAGCUACAUCUUCUCUCACAAACACUUGGCCGUUCAUCGGAUGGAGACGCCAGCUCGUCCUCAGUCAUAGAUGUGUCUGGCAGCCCCUCUAUCGGCACCCCAGUACCUCCCGGCUACCAUCUCGUUUACUUCACGCCGGGAUUCGUCGAAGAUGAGCUCGGCGCAGACGGUACUGAUGUAUCGUAUAAUCCCCAGUCACCAUUUACGCGGCGCAUGUGGGCCGGCGGGGAGGUUGUGUGGCCGCGAGACGCGAGGGGCAGGCCGAACCCGCUGCGCGUGGGACAGCAGGUUCGCGAGAGGACGCGUGUGCUUAGCGCUGAACCAAAAAUCGUGAAAAAGACAGGCGAGGAGAUGAUUGUUGUUGGUGUGGAGAAGGAGUUUUCGAAUGAGGAAGGGGUGGCGGUACUGGACCGGAGGAAUUGGGUCUUUCGAAAGGCUCUCCCAGUACCAAAUCCUUCAAUGUCUACGCCUUCAACUUCUCUGCCUCCAUCAACGUCACAUUUAUCCCGUGCUUCGGCAUCAGCCAUCUUAUCUGAGGACAACACCCAUUCGAGGACCUUUGUCCAGUCCCCCGUGACAUUGUUUCGAUUCUCAGCAUUGACGUUCAAUCCGCACAAGAUCCACUAUUCGCUCCCAUGGGCACGAGACGUGGAAGGCCACAGAGACGUGGUGGUUCACGGACCUCUGAACUUGAUCUUGAUGCUGGACUUGUGGCGGGACGUGCAGAGUCGGAAGAAUGACUACGUCGGGGAGAAGGGGAUUUUGCCGAGAAGUAUUUCAUAUCGAGCGACGAGUCCACUAUAUGCGGGGGACAGGUACGACGUUGUCUUGCAGGAUGAGUUGGACGUUGCUCGUCUGCAGAUUUUGGGUCCUGGCGGUGUUGUUGCCAUGAAGGCUGAGAUACAGGGGUGA
Molecule: messenger RNA, 1050 nt
Organism: Penicillium diatomitis
Lineage: Eukaryota; Fungi; Ascomycota; Eurotiomycetes; Eurotiales; Aspergillaceae
Product: hydroxyacyl-thioester dehydratase HTD2
Exons: 2
Coding region: 1-1050 (349 amino acids)
Cellular component (GO): mitochondrion
Molecular function (GO): (3R)-hydroxyacyl-[acyl-carrier-protein] dehydratase activity
Source: RefSeq, a predicted model, not a curated record